This is a messenger RNA of Coregonus clupeaformis (lake whitefish), 534 nucleotides long. Its product is annotated as E3 ubiquitin-protein ligase TRIM50-like. The record is from RefSeq and is a predicted model, not a curated record. NCBI's taxonomy places the organism in Eukaryota, Metazoa, Chordata, Actinopteri, Salmoniformes, Salmonidae. Gene Ontology annotation, molecular function: zinc ion binding. Bases 1 to 534 code for a protein of 177 amino acids. The transcript is spliced from 2 exons.
AUGGACUUUAGAGAGAGCCUUCUUUCCCUGGAGGACCAGCUGAGGUGUCCAGUGUGUCUGGAAGUCUUCGCUGAGCCUCUGAUGUUACAGUGCGGCCACUCCUACUGCCGGUGCUGCGUGUGUUCUAUGAGCAUGGACCCCCAGGGCCAACUGCAAUGUCCUGAGUGCCGCUGUGCCGUGGAUGGGGACAGCCCUCCGCCCAAUGUUGGCCUGGCCAGGAUCGUGGAUGCGCUGCGGGAGCUGAGUGGGCCAGAGAGGGCUCAGCCAGAGACAUGCCCUGAGCACCACAACCCCCUGAGUCUCUACUGUGAGGAGGACCAGAUGGUCAUCUGUGGGCUAUGUGGAAGCAUCGGGGCUCACCGCAGCCACAAGAUCACCCCAGUCAGCAGCAUCUACAGCCGCAUGAAAUGGAGACGACGUGUCCUGUACCCCACUUUCAAAAGGCUCCGAUCAGAGAAGCAGAAUGUUCCUCUAGUGCAGUCCUUCUCAAAUAGUGGGGCGCGCCCCCCUGGGAGGGCUCGGAGCGAUGCGUGA